UCCGCAGCACAGCUGAUGAUGCCAUGACGGUGCGGCUACAUUCAUGGGAAUCGAAUCGAAGAAUAAAAUAAUGAUUGCGAGUUUUUACAUUUUCAUUAUGUGACGUGUUAACUUGUAGUAAAAAGUUUUAAACAUUUGUAAUUGAAUUAUUAAGCGUUGAUGUAAUAUAUUUAUUUUUCUGAAGCUAAAUUGACUUGCGAAGAAAAAAUAAAUUCAGCCUGUUCAAAUUUAUCGCUAUUAAUGAUUAAUUUCUAAAAGUAUUCUGUUUGGCACAGUAUGGAAUUUGUAAAAUUCACAAGGUUUCACAUCUGCAUGAUUGAUCGAUCAUUGAAAGAUAGAAAAAACGACACGGCAAACAUUUCCAUCAUCCCAGAUGCGGUCAUGACGCCACCAUAUUGUUCACCUCAAAAUUUUACAGUUUACGUGAAGCGAAUAAUGCAUUCACAAAUUUACCCAAUAGAUGUCGCCACAGCCUGCAGUGUACCUGUGUACCGACUACCGCCUACCGGCGUCCGGCAGCUCACGGAGUUCAUUAGUAUCACAGUUGUACCUUCAGCGCGUCUGGCGUAUGUUGUGCGCAACGCUGUAGUAGUUAUGUACAACAUAUAUAUUCUGAAAACAACGAGGCUUUGGUACAGCUUUGGUAGCCGGAUCGCAUGAAUAUCAAGUAAUUUUCAGUAAAGUAUAAAAUCGCCUUUAUAUACUUAGCUGCCAAGAUGACGGAAGAAAAAGCGACCGUGCAAGAAUUCAAAUUGGACCCUGACUGCGAGCUGCGUUUUGAACUGGAAAGUAAAAAUGAAAAAGUUACACUUGAGUUAAAGAGUGGACUAGCUGAAGUAUUUGGUACAGAAUUAGUGAAAGGAAAGAAAUAUGAGUUCACAUGUGGAGCAAAAGUUGCAGUGUUUACUUGGCAGGGCUGUACUGUAGAGUUGGUUGGAAAAACAGAUGUCAGUUACAUUGCCAAAGAGACUCCAAUGAGUAUGUACUUGAAUUGUCAUGCUGCCAUGGAGAGGAUGAGAGAAGUUGCAGAGAAAGAUGACACGCGAGGUCCUAUUCUGAUGGUUGUUGGACCCUGCGAUGUUGGAAAAUCCACCUUGUGCAGACUGUUAUUGAAUUACGCAGUGAGAAUGGGUAGAAGACCGAUUUAUGUAGACUUAGAUGUUGGACAGGGACACAUUGCGAUACCAGGAACUGUUGGAGCCUUGCUAGUUGAAAGGCCAUCAAACGUUGUAGAUGGCUUCAGCCAACAGGCACCUCUGGUAUUCCAUUUUGGACACAAAAAUCCAAAUUCUAAUUCAGUUCUUUAUAAUCUCCUGGUCACAAGGCUAGCUGAAGUUUGCUCCGACAGAUUGCAAGCAAAUAAAAAAGCUAAAGUUUCUGGUAUUGUCAUCAACACAUGCGGUUGGAUCAAAGGAGGAGGGUACAAAAUGUUGACCCAUGCUGCCCAGGCUUUUGAAGUUGACACAAUCUUGGUUUUAGAUCAAGAAAGACUCUACAAUGAAUUGGUCAGAGACAUGCCUGAUUUCGUAAAAGUUGUAUUUCUACCUAAGAGCGGAGGUGUUGUCGAAAGAAGUCAGGCACAGAGGAAUGAAGCUAGAGACCAGUCAGUAAGAGAGUAUUUUUACGGGUCGAGAACGCCGCUGUACCCACACAGCUUCGAAGUGAAGUGGAGUGAAGCUAAACUGUUCAAAAUCGGAGCACCAAUUCUACCCUCUUCGUGCAUGCCUUUAGGAAUGAAGGCAGAAGAUAAUCUAACAAAGUUGGUUGCAGUCACUCCAGGGCCUAGUUUAUUGCACCACUUACUAUCGGUAUCAUUUGCCGAUUCUCCGGAAGACGACGUUGUACAGACAAACGUCGCCGGAUUCGUUUGCGUAACGAACGUCGAUGUAGAGCGCCAGACAUUCACGAUCCUAAGUCCGCAACCUAGGCCGUUGCCGAAUCAUAUUUUACUUCUAAGCGAAAUUCAAUUCAUGGAUGCGCAUUGAUUAUCAAUCUAGCUUGUAUUGUCAAAUUUUUAUUUUUUUAAGCAUAAAUAUAGUUGUAUUUAUAAGAAAA
Messenger RNA from Nasonia vitripennis (jewel wasp), 2055 nucleotides. RefSeq names its product protein CLP1 homolog (gene cbc). The transcript has 2 exons. Gene Ontology annotation, molecular function: polynucleotide 5'-hydroxyl-kinase activity. Gene Ontology annotation, cellular component: nucleus; mRNA cleavage factor complex. Gene Ontology annotation, biological process: tRNA splicing, via endonucleolytic cleavage and ligation. Bases 717 to 1985 code for a protein of 422 amino acids. The record is from RefSeq and is a predicted model, not a curated record. NCBI's taxonomy places the organism in Eukaryota, Metazoa, Arthropoda, Insecta, Hymenoptera, Pteromalidae.